GAGGACGUCUCCGACCCAAAAUCUAUCCAAGGACACAAGGGCUGCUCCAGAGACUACGCUUCCCCAUCUGCUAUGUCGAUGGCAAUCCAGCAGGAGCCGAUUGGCUAUCGAGUCAAGCAGCGUAACACUGCACGACUUGUAACGUCACCGACAUCUUUCGACGAGGAUGCUUCAGGCGCCACUGAGCCUGAGAUCACGACGAUGCCUCCGAUACCAUUCGACCAAUCACCUUCUACUUCGCCUACGGGCAGGCGCAGGCGUACAGGCCACAAAUGCCUUGUCUGUCAUAAAUUCUUUCAUAGGUAUGUCACAUUUAUCACGUCUUCCUCUCCAUCAACUCCAGCAGACCGAGCUCGCUGAGCACCCAUAUGAACAUCCACAACAAUUUGCGGCCCUUCGCAUGCGGCUACCCCGGCUGCGACUCUCGCUUCAACGCGCGCUCGAAUGCGUUGCGCCACCGACACCUGCACGGCGUGGAAUUUGUGCGCGCGGUGGAGGCGGAGCAGCGGGCGACCGCGGAGCGCGAUGCGCGGGCGGCGCGGGGGGAGGGGGCGCUGUUCGCGGAGACCAUCGUCGCUGACGUUGGGGCGUCUUCGUCGGCGGGUCAGACGAGAUCGGGGUACGAUAACGUACGGUGGAUGCCCACGAAUCAGCCGACGAGGAAUUACGCGCCGUAUGUACUUUCGUCGCCCGGCCGGCGUUGUCGUCGCGCUGGUCGUUCGGAGAAAAAAGGCACCUCCAAGCAGGAUCAGACGGCUUCUUGCGUCGAAGAUGCACCGAGAUGA
Molecule: messenger RNA, 785 nt
Organism: Schizophyllum commune H4-8
Lineage: Eukaryota; Fungi; Basidiomycota; Agaricomycetes; Agaricales; Schizophyllaceae
Exons: 3
Coding region: 369-785 (138 amino acids)
Source: RefSeq, a predicted model, not a curated record